AUGGGUGGUGAUGGCGCUUUCCUUAAGUACAAUGGCAGUGUUAGCGGUGGUGGCUCGAUUCUCUUGCCAUCAGGAAAUGGAGGUGGAUGUAUAAAGAGUGGUCCUUUCAAGAAUCUGCAACUCAACCUCGGUCCUGUCCUCCCUGCUAUAGAAGGAUACGCUGCCGUAACGGACCCAUUCGAGUGGAACCCAAGAUGCGCUCGACGCGAUUUCAUUCCCACUACCGAAGACUACACCUUCACUAACCUCUUUAAUAUGACACUCGACGAGGCUUCUCAAAGCGUAUAUACGUUCCAGAACGAGCUUCAGGGACGUUUUUCCGACGGAUUUCUAGGUACACAUACCGCUGGACACGUGAAAGUUGGUGGUGAUGCCGCCGAUUUCUUCAGCAGCACGAACGACCCUGUGUUCUUCCCGCACCACGCCACGUUAGAUCGUGUGUGGUGGAUGUGGCAGGCGUUGCAUCUCAAUCAGGCAAAGACAGUAGCUGGUACCAUUACUAUCCUCAACAACCCACCAAGUAGGAAUACUACCUUGCAGGACGUCAUCAGCACGAAUUUCCUCAACAUGCCAGACAGGCCGAUCGGAGAUCUGCUAGGUUCGCUGGAUGGAGAGCCAUUCUGUUACAUCUACCUGUGGUACAUUGAGACAUUGUAUAUACGCUACCUCGAAUACAGUACAUAG
Messenger RNA from Alternaria arborescens, 684 nucleotides. RefSeq lists its product as hypothetical. Lineage: Eukaryota; Fungi; Ascomycota; Dothideomycetes; Pleosporales; Pleosporaceae. Gene Ontology annotation, molecular function: oxidoreductase activity. The record is from RefSeq and is a predicted model, not a curated record. The transcript is spliced from 2 exons. Bases 1 to 684 code for a protein of 227 amino acids.